AGACUGUUCCGCGAAGGGAAUAGACCGAUUAAAAUAAUACGUAUAGUACACUUUUUUUUAUCAGGCUCAGCUUUAAUCGGACAUCGUUCACCAUAGAAACAGAUCGUGAUUUUUCUAUAACAAUUAUUAUUUCUUUAUAUGUUCAUAUAUGAUAUUGACGAUAUUAUAUUAUAUUAUAUCUAUAUUUUAUAAGUAAGUGAGAAAUAUUGUAGAUAUACAUAUACAUAUAUACAUAUCAUAUAUAUGUAUAUUUAUAUAUAUUUAUUUACUUAUUUUGUUUACAACCUACAAAUGAUAUUGUUCGAUUAAUUGACCAUUCGUUUAUCCGACCAAGAGUCCGAUUCCGUAGGAGCCGGUUAAAAGGAAGUAUACUCUUAAUAUUAAUAUUUAUUUUAUUACAAAGAUGUAAAUUCGAUAAAAAUAUAAAACGGCUAUAUAUGAACAUUUUGUAGGGAUAUACGCAAGUAUAUUUCAAAACAUUCAACAAUGUCUACUAUUGAACAAUUUAAAGAUUGAUUAUAAUAACAUCAUCAAAGCAUUCAACACAGAAUUAAAAUAAAUACCUAGUUGUUCUAGGUGUGCAAAAAUGCAAACUGCUAAAGAACUUUAUGUUGGAAAACAAUAUAAAGAAGCAUUAAAAGAAUAUAGUGAACUUAUUGAAUUAUAUCCAAAUAAACCAUUGCAUUAUGCAAAUAGAGCUGCAUGUUAUAUGAUGCUUGAUAAAUAUCCUUAUGCUUUGGAUGAUGCAAAAAAAUGUAUUGAAUUGGAUGAAAAAUUAUACAAAGCAUAUGUAAGAAUUAUAAAAUGUUGCCUGAUUUUGGGAGAUAUUAUUCAAGCUGAAACUACUUUAUCCAAGUUAUUAGAAAUUGAUCCUGAAAAUAAAGGAAUUACUACAGAGAAAAAAGACUUAGAAUAUGUGAAAAAGUUUCUUAAAGAUGCUGAUACUGCAUAUGCUGCUAAGGAUUAUCGUAAAGUUGUAUAUUGUAUGGAUCGUUGUUGUGAUGUGAGUACUCGUUGUACAAGUUUUAAAUUAAUCAAAGCAGAAUGUUUAGUAUUUUUGGGAAGAUACCAGGAAGCACAAGAGAUAGCAAAUGAUAUUUUGCAUAUUGAUAAACAAAAUGCAGAUGCUAUAUAUGUUCGUGCUAUGUGUCUGUAUUUCCAAGAUAAUAUUGACAGAGCUUUUACACAUUUUCAACAAGUACUUAGAUUGGCUCCAGAUCAUGCUAAAGCAUUAGAAAUAUAUAAACGAGCUAAAAAUUUAAAAAAGAAAAAAGAAGAAGGAAAUGCUGCUUAUGAAAAAGAACAAUACCAAAAAGCAUACAAAUUAUAUACAGAAGCCUUGACUAUAGAUCCUCAAAAUAUUGUAACAAACGCAAAACUUCAUUUUAAUAAAGCAACAGUUGCAGCAAAGUUAUCUCGAUUAAAUGAGUCAAUAAUAGAAUGCACAGAAGCAUUGAAAUUAGAUAAAAAUUAUCUUAAAGCUCUCAAGAGAAGAGCAGCUUCUUAUAUGGAAUUGAAAGAAUAUGAAAAAGCUGUUCAUGAUCUUGAGAAAGCAUGUAAAAUGGAUAAAAGUUGGGAUAACAAACGAUUAUUAAUGGAAGCCAAAAUGGCAUUAAAAAAAUCAAAGAGAAAAGAUUAUUAUGAGAUUUUAGGAAUAGAUAAAAAUGCAUCUACCGAUGAUAUUAAAAAAGCAUAUAGGAAACGAGCGAUGGUACAUCAUCCUGAUCGACAUCCUAAUGCAACAGAAGGAGAAAAAAAAGAACAAGAAAAAAAAUUUAAAGAAGUUGGAGAAGCCUAUGGGAUUCUUUCUGAUCCUAAAAAACGAUCACGCUAUGAUAGUGGACAUGAUAUUGAUGAUACUGAUGGAGGAUAUCAAGAUGUUGAUCCAAACGUAGUAUUUCAAACAUUCUUUAGUCAACAUGAUGGUUAUCAAUUCCGCACGGAUGGUUUUACUUUUCAUUUUGGUUAACAACAUUCCAAAAAUAUUUCUUUUUCUUCUACUAACUUAAUCUCUUAAAAAAUCGUUUUAUUUUAGAGAUGAAUAUAUUGGAUUUGUUUAUAAUGGCAGACAUAUACAUUAAAAACAUUUUCUAUUAAUUAGAUAAAUUCUAUUGAUCGUUAUAUCAUAUAGAAAGGAUAAAAAAGCAUAAAUUAAUUAAAAAGAAAAAUUAAUUAAUAAAUUAAUUUCUAUCAUAAUUUUUUUAAAGCAUCCAUAUAUAUUUAAGAAAUGCAAAGAAAA
This is a messenger RNA of Apis laboriosa (Himalayan honeybee), 2239 nucleotides long. RefSeq names its product dnaJ homolog subfamily C member 7 (gene Tpr2). The record is from RefSeq and is a predicted model, not a curated record. Gene Ontology annotation, molecular function: protein binding. The transcript has 10 exons. Bases 587 to 1969 code for a protein of 460 amino acids. NCBI's taxonomy places the organism in Eukaryota, Metazoa, Arthropoda, Insecta, Hymenoptera, Apidae.